Neoarthrinium moseri is the source of this 1494-nucleotide messenger RNA. RefSeq lists its product as uncharacterized. Bases 1 to 1494 code for a protein of 497 amino acids. Gene Ontology annotation, biological process: transmembrane transport. The transcript has a single exon. The record is from RefSeq and is a predicted model, not a curated record. NCBI's taxonomy places the organism in Eukaryota, Fungi, Ascomycota, Sordariomycetes, Amphisphaeriales, Apiosporaceae. Gene Ontology annotation, cellular component: membrane. Gene Ontology annotation, molecular function: transmembrane transporter activity.
AUGGAUCUCGGCCUCAAAAAGGCGGAUGCGCACGCAACAUGCGAAGCUGAAGGGCUCGCUCUGGCCAGUUCUGGUCAGAACGAAUCACCACUGAGAGAAAUUGUCGCAGCACAGGCGCGACGAAAGACUGAUUGGAUUAUUGUUCCUAUGGCCUCGCUGAUGUUUCUCUUUUGCUUCAUCGACCGCGCCAACAUCGGAAAUGCCCGGCUCGCUGACUUUGAGUCGAACCUUGGCUUGCAAGGCAACGACUUCAACUCAGUAAAUAGCAUUUUCUACAUCUCUUAUAUCCUAUUUGAGAUUCCGGCCGUUAUCCUUUGCAAGAAAAUGGGACCAGCAUGGUUCUUACCAUUGAUCACGGUACUGUUUGGUCUGGUCUCUAUCGCCAGCGGUUGGGUCCAGAACUACCCACAGCUAGCUGGUACUCGCUUUGCUCUUGGCAUCGCGGAGUGUGGCCUGAUGCCUGGCCUUUCAUAUUACUUGUCACGAUGGUAUACUCGUGCAGAACUGACUUUUCGUCUUUCUAUCUACAUUUCUAUGGCGGCUGUUUCGGGAGCCAUCGGAGGUCUCCUAGCAUCCGGCAUUCUCAAGAUUCAGCAUUUCGGGAACUUCGGUGCGAGUUCGUGGCGUACAAUCUUUGUUCUUGAAGGAAUAGUCACAGUUGCCAUCGGUCUGGCGGCUCUGGCAGUCCUCCCUGAUCGUCCGGAGACUGCAUAUUUCCUGACGCCAACCGAGAAACACGUAGUCGUUGGCCGCAUCAUGGCUGAGAGGCCACAUGCCGGCGAUGCUAUCGACAAAAUGAGCACCAAGAAGCUUUGGCGGGGUGUGGCUAAUCCUGUAACAAUCGCCACUGCCAUAAUCUUCAUGCUCGAGAGCGUUACGGUCAAUGGCCUUGGUUUCUUCGCCCCGACCAUUGUCAAAACUAUAUUUCCCGACAAAACUGUCAUACAGCAACAGCUCUUAACUGUUCCGCCUUAUGUCGUUGGUACUGCAUCCGUCAUAACCGUGUGUUGGUUUAGCUGGCACUUCAAAACCCGACAGAUCUUCAUUAUCAUCUUUGUUACACCCGUGAUGGCAGGCUACCUAAUAUUCUUAGUCACACUGAACUCGGUUGCGCGGUACAUCGCAACAUUUCUCAUAGCAAGCUCGGCCUUCACCUUGGGGGCCCUAUGUCACGGGCAAGCGGCCGCCAACGUAAAUAGCGAUUCCGCGCGCAGCAUGGCAAUCGCUGUUACAAUGUUCUUUGGGAAUAUCGGAAGCCUAAUCUCAACUUGGGCUUUCCAGUCAUGGGAUGGGCCCGAAUAUCACAUUGGAAAUGGUCUCAACUUCGCAACUUCCAGUGCAAUCGUUAUCAUUGGAUCCUCAGUACUGUUCUUUAUGAGGUGGGAUAAUAGACGGAGAGACAGAAUGAACGUCGAGGAUGAAUUUGUUGACUUGUCGGAUGAGGAGAUCCAGAACUUGGAGUGGAAGCAUCCCUCGUUUCGGUGGAGACCAUAG